AUGUUGGAAGAUCAGCAUGUUGAUAGCUCUGCUCAAGAGGGAGGUGAUGAAGAUCACGGUGAUGUAGUUGAUGCAAAGCCAGACAGAAGUAGCAGGUUCUUAAUUUUUGGAAAGAAAAAAAAGAAGAAUGGAGAAGAAGAACAGCCAAAGUCCUCUAUCAGUAAUCAGUACCGAAUUGUUACACCCACAUUCCAGUAUAAUAUGGACUACAAGAAAGUUGGCAAAUGUAUUAUUAUAAACAACAAAAAUUUUGAAGACAAAACAGGAAUGGGUACACGCAAUGGCACUGAUAAAGAUGCUGGGGACCUAGCUAAGAGUUUUAGAAACUUAGGGUUUGAUGUUUACACCUACAAUGACCGAAGCCGUGGUGAUAUGGAAAAAUUACUGAAGCAAGCUGCUGAGGAGAAUCACAGUGAUGCUGCUUGUUUUGCCUGUAUCCUUCUAAGCCAUGGGGAAGAAGGCCUCAUCUAUGGCACUGAUGGACCCAUGGCUAUCAAGAGUUUGACUGCGCUGUUCAGAGGAGACAAGUGUAAAAGCCUUAUAGGCAAACCCAAACUAUUUUUCAUUCAGGCAUGCAGAGGCUCUGAAUUUGAUGAUGGUAUACAAACUGACUCUGGACCUGCAAAUGACGCUCUGGAAACAGAUGCCAAUCCAAGAUACAAGAUCCCAGUAGAAGCAGAUUUUCUGUUUGCAUAUUCCACAGUGCCAGGUUAUUACUCCUGGAGGAAUCCUGGAAGAGGCUCCUGGUUUGUGCAGUCUUUGUGCUCUGUGCUAAAUGAGCAUGGAAAACAACUUGAGAUCAUGCAGAUCCUGACACGGGUCAACUACGUGGUUGCCACAAAUUUUGAAUCCCAGUCAGAUGAUCCACGCUUCAGUGAGAAGAAGCAGAUUCCCUGUGUGGUCUCUAUGCUCACUAAGGAACUUUACUUCUGAAAGCAUAUUUUAAUGCAGCCAGUGAUGAAAGAUCAGGAUAUGGUUUUGGGUGGAGAUUUGAUUAUA
Molecule: messenger RNA, 999 nt
Organism: Indicator indicator
Lineage: Eukaryota; Metazoa; Chordata; Aves; Piciformes; Indicatoridae
Gene: CASP7
Product: caspase 7
Exons: 7
Coding region: 1-933 (310 amino acids)
Biological process (GO): proteolysis; apoptotic process
Cellular component (GO): cytoplasm
Source: RefSeq, a predicted model, not a curated record